UGGGUGGUCUCCAGUACAAAUCCCCACAGCAAGGAGAUAGCCAUCAGAAGGAGGAUUUCUAGCAUAUUUAACAAACGUGAAGACGAUUUCCCAUCUUUGAGGGAAUAUAAUGAUUACUUGGAGGAAGUAGAGGACAUGAGUAGCUUUUAUUGUCUUCAUUAACUUGAUUGAAGGAUAGAUAUUUCAGCCAUUGAAGAAAAAAUUGCUAAAUACCAGGAAGAAAAUGCCGAACUAAUGAUUAAUCGAGCUAGGAAGGCUGAAGAGUUGGCUGCUGCUCUGGCAGCAAGUAAGGGACAGCCUGCACUAACUGACAACGAUGCGGCCACAAACCAAAAUUCUCAAACAGGAUUUGGAGCUGUUCCUCAGGGACAGUAUGCACCUACAUUUGCAGAGGACAGCAAGACCACAGGCAUGGCUCCACAACCUUUACCACUUGGAGGAGGUGACAUGCUGGGCUUUGCAGGUGAUGAUGAGGAAUCAAAGAAGCUUACGAGAUGAGAGAGGAGCAAGAGCUGGAGGAUGAGUGUAGAAAUAAGUCGGAAACGGGCAUAUGAAGAAGCCCUUGGAAGCCUCUGGGUUUGUUGAGACAAUACUAAUAAUAUUCAUAUAAGGUAGGACUUGUCUAUUGCUGUUCAUGCUAAAUUCCAGUGUCACUGAAAGCUAUUUUUUUUGGCAUGGAUAUUAUGAUGUAUAUUAUGUGAAUGUAAGAUUUAUUGCAAUUUUUGUUUCGUCUAACUAUAAUGAAUCAUGUUCAAGAGAACCUUGUCUAUGAUUGGCAAAAACUAGCUGCAAAGUUUGUUCAAAACUAAAAUGUUGAUAUGCGGCAAGUAAUUUUGGUA
This is a messenger RNA of Vigna umbellata (rice bean), 839 nucleotides long. The record is from RefSeq and is a predicted model, not a curated record. NCBI's taxonomy places the organism in Eukaryota, Viridiplantae, Streptophyta, Magnoliopsida, Fabales, Fabaceae.